AUGGCUGCUGAGAACUCCUCUUCUGUGACAGAGUUUAUCCUCUCAGGCUUAACCAACCAGCAGGAACUCCAGAUCCCUCUCUUCUUCCUGUUUCUGGGUUUCUAUGUGGUCACUGUGGUGGGGAACCUGGGCUUGAUAAUCCUGAUUGGGCUGAACUCUCACCUGCAUAUUCCCAUGUACUUCUUCCUCUUCAACUUGUCCUUCAUAGAUUUUAGUUUCUCUGCUGCCAUCAUUCCCAAAAUGCUGAUGAGUUUUGUCUCAAAGAACAUCAUUUCCUAUGCAGGGUGUAUGACUCAGCUCUUCUUCUUUUGUUUCUUUGUCUUUUCUGAGUCUUUCAUCCUGUCAGCGAUGGCGUAUGACCGCUAUGUCGCCAUCUGUAACCCACUGUUGUACGUGGUCUCCAUGUCUCCCCAGGUGUGUUUGCUCCUUUUGUCAGGUGUCUAUGGGAUGGGGGUUUUGGGGGCUCUGGCCCAUACAGGAAAUAUACUGUUUCUGACCUUUUGUGCAGACAACCUUAUCAAUCAUUAUAUGUGUGAUAUCCUUCCUCUCCUUGAGCUGUCCUGCAACGGCUCUUACAUAAAUGUACUGGUGGUCGUCAUUGUUGUGGCCAUUGGCAUUGGGGUGCCCAUUGUUGCCAUUUUUAUUUCUUAUGGUUUUAUUCUUUCCAGCGUUCUUCAUAUCAGCUCCACUGAGGGCAGGUCCAAAGCCUUUGGUACUUGCAGUUCCCAUAUAAUUGCAGUUUCUCUUUUCUUUGGGUCAGGAGCUUUUAUGUAUCUCAGACCACCUUCUGUUUUACCCCUGGACCAGGGGAAAGUGUCGUCCCUGUUCUAUACCAUUGUUGUGCCCAUGUUCAACCCUUUAAUCUAUAGCCUGAGGAAUAAGGAUGUCAAACUUGCCCUGAAGAGGACCUCGGGCAGAAUAAGCUUCUCUUGA
This is a messenger RNA of Propithecus coquereli (Coquerel's sifaka), 933 nucleotides long. Its product is annotated as olfactory receptor 8B12-like. Gene Ontology annotation, cellular component: membrane. Gene Ontology annotation, molecular function: odorant binding; G protein-coupled receptor activity; olfactory receptor activity. The transcript has a single exon. The record is from RefSeq and is a predicted model, not a curated record. NCBI's taxonomy places the organism in Eukaryota, Metazoa, Chordata, Mammalia, Primates, Indriidae. Gene Ontology annotation, biological process: sensory perception of smell; G protein-coupled receptor signaling pathway. The coding region runs from base 1 to 933 and encodes 310 amino acids.